This is a messenger RNA of Caretta caretta (loggerhead turtle), 2842 nucleotides long. RefSeq lists its product as uncharacterized. Lineage: Eukaryota; Metazoa; Chordata; Testudines; Cheloniidae. Gene Ontology annotation, cellular component: nucleus. Gene Ontology annotation, biological process: regulation of transcription by RNA polymerase II. The record is from RefSeq and is a predicted model, not a curated record. Gene Ontology annotation, molecular function: DNA-binding transcription factor activity, RNA polymerase II-specific.
GCUGGGUUCCCCCCCCGCGUGUCACAAACACCCUGCGCGGGGCCCGCACCAAGGGCUCCUGCCCGGGCCGCUGCACACGGAGAGGCGGCUCCGAGCCGGGGCUGGGGAGGAGACGCCCCUCCGUGUGCAGCAGCCCGGGCAGGGGCGCUUGGUGUUUGCACACGGGCCAUGGCCGGGGCCGGGAGCGCAGCGCGGAGGCUGCUCCAGCCCGGCAGCCCGCGGGGCAGCGCGGAGCCCCCACGAGAGCGUCGGGCCCCUCUGGAAAAAGAGGGAGAAGCAGCCAAAGCCGAGGAGCAGCAGCAAAGCGAGGAGCUGCUGAAACAGACAGAAGCCGAGAGGCAGAAGAUGGUCUGGGAGUGGCAGGAGCUGCGAGGGUUUCUGGAGGAGCAGGAGCAGCGGCUGCUGUCCCAGCUGGAAGAGCUAGAGAGAGCCAUUGUCCAGAGAAGGGAUGAGCGCAUCUGCAGACUGUCCUGGGAGAUUUCCCUGCUCAGUGAGCGGGGAGGAGAGAAGGGGCAGCAGUUGCUGAGCCAGCCCCUGCAGGGUGCUGGGAGCACUGGGAGUAGCAGGGAGGAUGAGACAUUUUGGAAGCCGGAGCCGGGGUUUGUGGAGCUGGAGAAGAGACUCAGCGAUUUCUCUCUGAAAAGCGCCCACCUGCAGGAAGUGCUGCUGGGAUUCAAAGAGAUGCUGCGACUGGAGCUGGGGAGCAACACAGGCUGCAGAAUAACACCCCCUUUUAGCUCCAGAUUGCCCCAUCCUCCAAGGAGACGGGGAAGGGAAAUGGCUGCAGAAGAGCAGGCUCAGGGGCCGGUGACCUUCGAGGAGGUGGCUGUGUAUUUCACCAGGGAAGAGUGGGCUCUGCUAGACCCCGCUCAGAGAGCCCUCUGCAGAGACGUCAUGCAGGAGAACUAUGAGAAUGUGACCUCGCUGGAGUUUCCUGUUUUCAAAGUUGAUGUGAUCUCCCAGCUGGAACAAGGAGAAAAGCCAGGGGUGCCAGAAGUCCAGGGCUCAUAUGAAAGAGAGAUCUGGAGGGAUGCCUGCCCAGCAGGUGCUGGGAUGUUGAGUGAGAACGAGGAGCAGAAUCCUCAGCAGCAAGAUGCUGGUCAAGUGGAGCCACAUGCAGGAUUAUCACAAAGAUCCGAAGGGCAUGUGUCCAGGCGUCAUGUGGAGGGAAAAGCCUGUGAGAGCGAGCCCAGGCCAGAGAGCGAGCAGGGAAACAAGACAGGGGAGAAAAUGAGUAAAUCCAUUAAUUAUCAGGAAACUCAGAAGGAAACCACAGCCCAGAAGCGAAUCCUCGCAGGAGAGCGAAACAACACGUGCACUGAGUGUGGGAAAAAUUUCAGUAGCCGCUCACACUUUAUAGAACAUCAGAGAAUCCACACAGGGGAGAGACCUUACACGUGUUGUGAGUGCGGGAAAAGCUUCACUCGGAGCUCAACCCUCGUUCGGCAUGAGAGGGUCCACACAGGAGAGAGACCCUAUGAAUGUUGUGACUGUGGGAAAACCUUCAGUCAGAGCUCAUCCCUUAUUGCGCAUCAGAGGACGCAUACGGGAGAGAGACCCUACGAAUGCCGUGAGUGCAGGAAAAGCUUUGCUCGGAUCUCAACCCUUGUUACGCAUCAGAGCACUCACACAGGAGAGAGACCCUAUGAAUGCUGUGAGUGCGGGAAAAGCUUCAGUCAGAGCUCAUCCCUUAUUGCGCAUCAGAGGAUCCACACAGGAGAGAGGCCCUACGAGUGCCGUGAGUGCAGGAAAAGCUUCAGUAGCCACUCAGGGCUUUUCGACCACAAGAGAAUCCACAUGGGGGAGAGACCCUAUGAAUGCUGGGAGUGCGGGAAAACCUUCACUCGGCGCUCACACCUUAUCACACAUCAGAGAAUCCACACGGGCGAGCGCCCCUAUGAAUGCCGUGAGUGCGGGAAAAACUUCUCUCAGGUCUCAGCCCUUAUUAGACAUCAAAGAAUCCACACAGGAGAGAGACCCUAUGGAUGCUGUGAGUGUGGGAAAAACUUCUCUCAGAGCUCAGCCCUUACUGCACAUCAGAGAAUCCACACAGGAGAGAUCCCCUAGAGAUGCUCCUUGUGGGAAAAGCUUCCGUCAGAGCUCAGCCUUUACUUAUCAUCAGAGAAUACACAAAGGAGAUAAACACCAUAAAAACCUUAUCUAGAGCUGAUCAAACAAAAUUCCUUAAUACUUUUUCUAAUUUCCACAUAGUGGCCUUUCAGGCUGUUUGAAUCAUUUACAUCACCAUGGUCUCUCCAAUCUACCUAGUGAGCUGCCUGCUUGGGCCUCUUUUUGCCUCUUGAGCUCCCUUCAUUUCCUACAAAUCCAUGACUUUAUGUGGAAGUUAUGUCCAAGCACAAGAUGGUUUGGGGAGGAAAUUAUUAAAGCGAUUCCUCUAAUAACACAAUGAUGGCUUCCUAGCGAUACUCUCAGCUGCUCACUUAAUGCUGCAGCAAAGGAUCUGCCAUUUAAACAGAAUGCCAGAUGAAUUCAUCUUUAUUGCUUUCAGUUAGACUUUGCAUUGAACUUUCUUGGAAAAAUGUGACCCGCUUUCUCCUAUGAAAUUGAGUAUAUAAAAAUAUGGACUGUUCUUUUAGUGGAAAACUUUGAUAUCAACUACAUAAGCAAGAGAAGUGCCAAAAGGAGGAUAGCUAUUUAGCAAUUUUGUCAUAUAUUCUCUUGGACUCAGAGGAGGAGGUGUCCCUAGCCAGCAAGCCACAAUCUUUAGCCAGGGUCUUGAAAUGUUACCCUGGUCCUGAAUAAGUAACGUACAAUGUAGUAUGUUAACAUUUUAUUGUAACUUUGUCAGAAUAAAAAGUUUUAAAAAAUAAAUAAAAGCGAU